Messenger RNA from Helianthus annuus (common sunflower), 465 nucleotides. RefSeq names its product proline-rich receptor-like protein kinase PERK12. The coding region runs from base 1 to 465 and encodes 154 amino acids. The record is from RefSeq and is a predicted model, not a curated record. The transcript has a single exon. Lineage: Eukaryota; Viridiplantae; Streptophyta; Magnoliopsida; Asterales; Asteraceae.
AUGGCUACCAACACACUCCUUCACCUCCUCACCUUCACACUCCUCUUCACCCUCACCAUCUCUUCUCCCUCACCCUCACCCUCACCCUCACCGGCACCUCCUCCACAAUCCGGUUCCGACGACGACUCAAUUGCAAUCUCUUCCUCAUCUCCUCCGUCAGAUCUGUCACCAGAUUAUGAUUCUCCGUCGUUAGAUCAACCUUCUCCUCCGUCUUCUUCUCCGUCACCGUCACCGUUAUUGGCGCCAUCACCGGUUGAGGUUAGUGAUGAAACCGCCGGAGUGGAGAGAGAGGAGGCGAAGGAAUCGGAUUCCGGCGGGAUGAGUGGAGGAAAGAAGGUAGGUGUUGCGUUUGGAUUGAUUGGUGCUGCGUGUUUCGUCGGAUUUGGAGGUGUUUUGUACCGGAAACGGCAGCAGAAUAUCCGGCGAGCACGGUAUAGUCAGUCGGCUCGAUUGGAGUUCUUCUAG